AUGCACGGCCGCAAGGCGAAUAGCAAUGCAUGCGGUCAUGAAAAUAGAGCUGUUAGGAAGGUGGAAGGGCAUAACUUGUAUAUGAUAUUUUGGAUUGAUCGUGUACAGAGCGAUUUUUAUAAUGAUUUAAGCAAUGCGCUUAAGGACAUCGAGGAUUUGCAUUUGGAAACUGAAAUUUCGGAUUCGAUAUUGGAAAUCGAACAAGAACAUGACGACGACCAAAAUAUGAAUAAAUUGUGUGAAAUUUUAGGAUCUGAAGGCGCUUCGGUUGUCAUCGAUUUCAGUUAUUUCGCUUGGCAGCCCGGUCUUGACUACAUUCGUUCUCAUCAUAUACCUUACUUACGUGUUGAUCGUUUACUUCGGCCGUUUCUUCAAAUCUUUGCCGAAUUCUUAAAGCAUAAAAAUGCUAACGAUGUCGUAAUCAUACUGCAAAACGAACGGGACGAGAUGGAAGCAUUGCUGCAAAUCGCCGAAGGCUAUCCAUUUCGGACACUUUUGCUGAAUGGCGGUAGUGGAACGGACUUUUUAAAACGUUUGCGCGACUUAAGACCAAGUCCAUCGUAUUAUGGGAUAUUUGCCGGCGGUACUAAUAUGAAUGCCAUCUUUGAAAAGAUUAACAAAGCCAAGUUAUUUGCUCGCGCUCCUGAGUGGCAUUUCGUUUUUCUUGAUCCCAAAGAUCGUGUUUUCAAAUACAAAAAGGUUGCAGAAAACGCGGCUAAAUUUGGUAUUAACGCUCGAUCGGUGUGCAAGUCAUUGCGAAUGAAGGACGCCUAUUGUCUGAGCGGUUUCAACAUUCAGCGUGCUUUACUUUUGGACAUAUUUCGUAGUCUGAUCGAUGUGAGACAAUCAAAUCUCGAUUGGCUGGAACCUAUCCUAGCCGAAUGUAACGAAACUGAGCAUAGUGAUAAUAACGAGUUGGAAAUUCGUAGAAACUUCGACAUAUUAGAUCAUUUUCCUUUAACAAAUUUUAUGACUCUUAUGACACCCGAUAGUUCGAUGCAAUUUGAAGAUGAAUACGAUCAAAUAAUACCAUCGUUAACGUUUACGGUUAACAUUUCAAUUAAUUUCUAUUCUACGGCACACGAAGCGGUAACGGACUUGGCUGCUUGGCAAAACGGAGAAUUGCGCAAACUUAAUCAAACUAUAAGUCCUGCGAAACGAUUUUUUCGCAUUGGAACCGCAGAAGCCAUUCCUUGGAGUUACCAACGCCGCGAUCCGCGCACUGGUAAAAUUUCUUUGGAUUAUUUGGGGAAACCGAUUUGGGAAGGCUUUUGUAACGAUAUGAUUGCAAUGUUGUCAGAAAAAAUGAAUUUUGAAUAUGAAUUGAUUUCGCCUACAAAGGGCAGAUUUGGCGAACGAGAUCCCGAAACAGGCGAAUGGGAUGGUAUUGUGGGCGAUUUGGUUAGUGGUGAGACCGAUUUUGCGGUCACCGCAUUGAAAAUGUAUUCGGAGCGUGAAGAAGUUAUUGAUUUUGUCGCACCAUAUUUUGAGCAAACUGGUAUUUCCAUAGUAAUGCGCAAGCCGGUACGGGAAACAUCAUUGUUUAAAUUUAUGACCGUCUUACGGCUUGAAGUAUGGAUGAGUAUUAUUGCUGCUUUAAUAGUCACGGCGGUUAUGAUCUGGCUUAUGGAUAAAUAUUCACCAUAUAGUUCGCGAAAUAACAAGCAAGCUUACCCAUAUCCCUGCAGAGAAUUUACUUUACGUGAGAGUUUUUGGUUCGCCUUGACUUCUUUCACGCCUCAGGGCGGUGGUGAAGCUCCUAAGGCAAUUUCCGGUCGCAUUUUGGUAGCUGCCUAUUGGCUUUUUGUGGUUUUAAUGUUGGCUACGUUCACAGCCAAUUUAGCUGCUUUCUUAACAGUAGAACGAAUGCAAACUCCAGUACAAUCAUUGGAACAACUGGCACGACAAUCACGCAUCAAUUAUACAGUUGUUGAAGAAUCUGAUACUCAUCAAUACUUUAUUAAUAUGAAAUUUGCUGAAGACACUUUGUAUCGUAUGUGGAAGGAAUUAGCUUUGAAUGCUUCUAGAGAUUUUCAUAAAUUUAGAGUCUGGGAUUACCCUAUUAAAGAGCAGUAUGGUCAUAUAUUAUUAGCAAUUAACAGUUCCAUGCCAGUAAAAAAUGCCGAGGACGGUUUUCGUAAAGUAAAUGAACGAGAAAGUGCUGAUUUUGCUUUUAUACACGAUUCUGCGGAAAUCAAAUACGAAAUAACGCGCAACUGUAACCUAACUGAAGUUGGAGAAGUAUUUGCUGAACAACCGUAUGCUGUGGCCAUACAACAAGGCAGCCAUUUAGCGGAUGAAUUAAGUUACACUCUAUUGGAAUUACAAAAGGAUCGUUAUUUUGAAGAACUUAAGGAUAAAUAUUGGAAUCGAUCUCGUUUGAAUUGUCCUUUAAGUGAAGAUCAAGAGGGCAUCACUCUAGAAAGUUUAGGUGGAGUAUUCAUAGCAACACUAUUUGGAUUAGGCUUGGCUAUGAUUACAUUAGUUGUUGAAGUUGUCUAUUACAAAAACAAGCCAUUCAAUGUUCCUGAAAAUGCACCUCAAGUAAUUGAAGUUAAAGCAGCUGAAACUUCAGUAAAACCUAUUUCAGCGGCUUGGCAUACGGAUAUAGAAAGAAAGAAAAUUACUCCACCGCCGUCAUUUGAGGUGGCCGCAUUCCGAGGUCGGGAAAUUCCGUCCAGCAUUACAUUGGGCCAUGAAUUUAAACCUCGGAAACGUUUACUUGGUUCCGCAAUCCGACCAUCCGACGGUUUAAUGACAGAAGAUGAAUUGCCUCCUUACGUUGAAUAGUGCAGGAACCAUUAAAACAUUUAAAAAAAAAAAUACACAAAUACAUUAAAUAAAAAAGUGUUAAAGUUAUCGAUAGGCGAUAAUUAGUAGGGAUUUUAAAAACCUUUAAAAUGAAAAUAUCGUAGAGGUGCUUAAUUUCGUAGUAUUUGCUUUUGACAUGCUUGACAAAUAAUAAUAAAAAUGCAAAAAAUAUUAAUAAACGUAAAUUAAAA
Molecule: messenger RNA, 3002 nt
Organism: Glossina fuscipes
Lineage: Eukaryota; Metazoa; Arthropoda; Insecta; Diptera; Glossinidae
Gene: Ir8a
Exons: 10
Coding region: 1-2790 (929 amino acids)
Biological process (GO): synaptic transmission, glutamatergic; monoatomic ion transport; modulation of chemical synaptic transmission
Cellular component (GO): plasma membrane; postsynaptic membrane
Molecular function (GO): transmitter-gated monoatomic ion channel activity involved in regulation of postsynaptic membrane potential; glutamate-gated receptor activity
Source: RefSeq, a predicted model, not a curated record